UGCCUCCUCCUGAUGAACGAAGAUCGAGGACGUGCUCCUCGUCGUUGAUUCCCCGAGGUUGUCAUCACGCGAUCUGGUCGCGUCGCCAUGGCCAAGCGGUUCUCCAAUGCCAUGCUCGAGGAGGGCGUCUUUACGGAUCUCUCCACCUACAAUACCCUCCUUUGGGACUUUUGCCUCUCCACCAAGAUGGAGACGACCUAAUGAUUCUAGGAUGGCAUGAGCCGAGGCGAAUCGCCCGAAUAUCGCUAGUCACAACAACAGCGUUCUCAAUGAUUUGGCAUGAGCGAAGAAGAUGGAUGUCGCAGAGAAGGUGUUUGGCGAAAUGUCAGCCUAAUUCGAUAUCCUACAACUUGAGGAUCAAAAGGUUAUGCCUCAUCUAGUCGGGUGGAGAACGGCCUGAGAUAUGGGCGAGAAAGGCCUGAGGCUAAGUGAGAGGAUAUUUGCAGCUCCCAUGCCAUGUCUCUGCAAGGAUGUGCCUCAUAAUGCCAUUCGUUGGAGAAAGGCCAUGACAUAAGCUUCUCGAGCUAAAUCAAGGCCAAGGAGCUGCCAUGAGUGCCUUCUGAAGCACUUCUUAACAGUUUGAUCGCGAGCCUUGCUGUUUGAACCUUGAUUCAUCUAUUGGUUCUGGCACGAGUUUGCAGGCAGGUAGAGUCAAUGCAGUGAAAGUUAUUAACGUACUUCAGAUUCUUCACCUAUGCUUUCUCUUCAACUUAGUUUGUUGCAUGUGGAAGGGGAAUGGGUUUCACAAUGAAUCACCAGCCAUGGCUUAGAUUUCUCUUCCACUUCUGUUCGCCCCCCAGUGCAAGGAUUUGCCACAAUGCAAGCAGAGUUCAGAUGGAGAGGUGAAACAAGAAAUGGAGCUUAGGGACAUUGGGUCGACUCUCCCACCGGGGUUCAAGUUCUACCCUAGCGAUGAAGAGCUGGUUUGCUACUACUUGCAGAAGAAGGUUGCAUGCGAUAGAGUGUCCACGGGGACUUUGGUGGAGGUGGAUCUGCACACUCAAGAGCCAUGGGAGCUUCCAGACAUAGCGAAGUUGAGUGUGGAUGAGUGGUACUUCUUUAACUUUCGCGACCGCAAGUAUGCCACGGGGUCGCGUGCGAACCGCGCAACUAGAUCAGGGUAUUGGAAGGCCACAGGGAAGGAUCGAACAAUCUAUGACCCUGCGACCCAUGCAACGGUGGUCGGGAUGAGGAAGACGCUCGUGUUCUACAUGGGACGAGCGCCCAACGGCACCAAGACCAAUUGGGUCAUGCAUGAGUUCCGACUCGAAUCACCACUCGCACCGCCUGUGAAGGAAGACUGGGUGCUGUGCAGGGUUUUCCACAAGAAGAAGGGAGUCGAGAAUAAUGAACAAGAGUACAACAACAACAACAACUCCUCGUCGUACUUGGAAGUGUCUCCUCCUCGUCAAAUGCCCCUCCAACACGAAUGCUGCACGGCCGCGAUGAUGAUGAUGCCAUCAAAAUCAUCCUCCCACAAGUUGUAUGCCCUGGGUGAAGAGGGAAGCACCUCGAAUAACACAUUCUUCCCUGACUUAACGCCAUUGCACUACAACUUCAUGGAGAUGGAGGAGGAGGUGGGGUCUAGGGGAAUUGGUGGGGCCAUGGACCAAUAUGGACUAAUGCUUGAUGUGGAAUUUAUCGAAGACCAAGAUUUGAUCACGAAUCUGGAAAAAAAGGAUCAAAUUUUAUUCUGAUUGUUGAUUAUUAUUAAUAAUAAUAAUAAUGUACUUAGCUGUUAAUUACUCAGCAUUGACUCACUUAUUUAGUUUUAGAUUGCGUGUUAGUUAAUCAAGUGUAAUGGAGAUAUGCAUGAGUGACUGUUUAUGUAGAUGGAUUAUAGGUUUGGCAUUGUUCCGUGUAUAGAUAGAUAUGUUGUAAGGGAAAUUCUCGUCUUACGUUCAAAACACUUAAUUAACAAUGGAUAAUUAUUUGGUGUAAUUAAUCUGGCAAUUUUCUUUUUGUUUGCAAUUUAACAUAUCAAUUAAUUAAUGUUUGCUCAAA
Molecule: messenger RNA, 2004 nt
Organism: Zingiber officinale
Lineage: Eukaryota; Viridiplantae; Streptophyta; Magnoliopsida; Zingiberales; Zingiberaceae
Product: NAC domain-containing protein 76-like
Exons: 5
Coding region: 855-1697 (280 amino acids)
Biological process (GO): regulation of DNA-templated transcription
Molecular function (GO): DNA binding
Source: RefSeq, a predicted model, not a curated record